UCUAGAAGUGCUUUCCUAGUAUUAAAGCAAAGAAGGCCUUUUUCCCUUUUUUCCCGACUAUCCUUCUCAUACCCUCUCUCCUCACCUAUAUAAUUCCCUUUCCCCCCCUCUCUCUCUCCCUCCGUCUGUCUCUCGUUCAUAUAUGCAUAUUUCGUUGCAGGACGAUCCUCGAUCAUGAGCAACGUGCCUAGGUCCUUUUGCGAUUCCUCUUUUACCCUCUUCAAACUCGUAAUUUCCGGCCCUGAUCCUUGGCCCUUUUCUCUAUUCUUGUAACACAAAAGGAAAAAAGAAAAAGAAGAAGAAAUUUAGUGUUGGGAUUUCUUGUUUCCCUCUCUUCUGAUGGGGAGCGGCGACAAGCAUCACUUCCACCUGCAUUUACCGCAUCUCCACCACAGCAAGAAGGAUGUAGUGCGGGACAUACCAAAGGGCUGUCUCGCGAUCAUGGUAGGCCAAGGCGAGGAGCAGCAAAGGUUCGUGGUCCCGAUCAUCUACUUCAACCAUCCGCUCUUCAUGCAACUCCUCAAGGAAGCCGAGGAAGAGUAUGGCUUCGAUCAGAAGGGGCCGAUCACCAUCCCUUGCCACGUGGCGCAGUUUCAAUACGUUCAAGGGAUUAUCGAUAAGGAGAAUAGCCUUCACCACCAGCACCACCAUGUUGGCUGUUUUAGGGCUUGAGCUUACCUGAUAGAUCCUACUUAGGAAAGGAAUUGAAAUGGUGUGCUUUUGUAAAGAUUGGGGGUUUCUUUUUCUUUUUCUUUUUCGUUUUCGGUUCUUGAUACAUGGAGAUGUUGAAGAUGAUGACGAUAAUUGAUAAUAUAUUACUGGGAUUUUUUUUUCUUUUUUA
Molecule: messenger RNA, 841 nt
Organism: Magnolia sinica
Lineage: Eukaryota; Viridiplantae; Streptophyta; Magnoliopsida; Magnoliales; Magnoliaceae
Product: auxin-responsive protein SAUR32-like
Exons: 1
Coding region: 340-672 (110 amino acids)
Biological process (GO): response to auxin
Source: RefSeq, a predicted model, not a curated record